Xenopus laevis (African clawed frog) is the source of this 917-nucleotide messenger RNA. It is a transcript of the gene bet1.L, whose product is annotated as Bet1 golgi vesicular membrane trafficking protein L homeolog. The transcript has 3 exons. NCBI's taxonomy places the organism in Eukaryota, Metazoa, Chordata, Amphibia, Anura, Pipidae. The record is from RefSeq and is marked predicted. Gene Ontology annotation, biological process: vesicle-mediated transport. The coding region runs from base 115 to 456 and encodes 113 amino acids. Gene Ontology annotation, cellular component: membrane; endomembrane system; Golgi apparatus.
CAGGACACGUAAUCGCUAGUGUGUGUGUUGGAGGUUCCUCCGUGGCGGCAGCUUCCUGUUCGGCUGAGCUUUUUCCUGUCAUUUGCGAAGGGAAGCGGGAGCAGGUCUGCAGUGAUGGACCGGGGCGGGAUGAAGCACCGGGAAGGGGGACCGCGAACAGAAAUGAGCGGCUACAGUGUAUACGAAGAGGAAAACGAGCGGCUGACUGAGAACCUAAAGAUGAAAGCCAGCGCUUUAAAAUCUCUUUCCAUCGAUAUUGGAAAUGAAGUGAAAUAUCACAAUAAAAUGUUAGGAGAAAUGGAUUCCGACUUUGACUCAACUGGUGGACUUUUAGGUGCUACAAUGGGCAGACUGAGGAUUUUGUCACGAGGAAGUCAGGCAAAGCUCCUUUGCUACAUGAUGCUCUUUGCCUUAUUUGUUUUCUUUGUCAUUUACUGGUUUAUAAAACUUAGGUGAUGGGUCAGUUUAUUUUAGUUCAUAUUGUGCCAUCAUUCAGUUCUGGCUGCCCUUGUGUAGUGAACCAUUCAUUGUUCUUCGGAUUGAUUGAUUGAUUGAUUUAAGGCCCUACUGAGGAAUCAGGCAUAUUUAUUUACAAAACAACCCAGGGAAGCCUGUGAAGCAGAUGCAGGAAUGAAAAUUGGAGCUUUCAUUUCCAGACAAUAAUAGGGGACCACUGUACAACUGUGAAGGAAUGUGAUGUAUGGCAUUUGCUAGAAUUACAGAGACCAGAUAUUAAGGACGUGUACCACUGUUUUUUUUUAAUAUUUCUGGACAAGCAUGAAAAAUUACAACUGUUCAUCUGCAACAGAUGCUACUCUUUAUUCUUCACACAAAAUACUGUAAUUUGAAAGUUAAAAUGUAAUAACAAGGGCCAGAUACUAAACCGCUUAGAUAUUAAACAGCACUUUAAUAUUUUA